Molecule: messenger RNA, 571 nt
Organism: Cyanistes caeruleus (blue tit)
Lineage: Eukaryota; Metazoa; Chordata; Aves; Passeriformes; Paridae
Source: RefSeq, a predicted model, not a curated record
CCCAGCAGGACGAGGCUCCAGGCGCAGCUGCCUCUGGUUUUUGUCUCCUCUCACGACUCCGAGGUUUGUCCUGCAGGUACCUCCGGAGCUCAGCCAUGUCCUCCAGCAGCCACAGCCACGCCGGGAGCCGGCAGUUCCCCGGGAAUUGCACCUUGGAGAAGGCCCUGCAGACCGUGGUGGACGUUUUCCACCAGUACAGCAUCCGCCAGGGCGAGAUCGACCUGCUCAGCCUCGGCGACUUCAGGACGCUGCUGACGGAGCAGGCGCCGUCCUUCCUGGGGAGCUGCAACAGGAACCAGGCUGGAUACCUGGAGAAGCUUUUCCAAGAGACCGACCUGAACAAGGACAAGGAGCUGAGCUUCGAGGAGUUCACCAUCGUGCUGAGCAAGGUGGCCGACGACGCCCACCGCAUCAGCCACGGCUCCGAGCGCUGCGGGCCCGACCAGGACUGAGCCUGGGCACGGAAACCUGGCAGAGGGAAGCUUUGGGAAUUUGGGAAUUGGGCUCUGGCUGCUCCCAGCCUGCUCGGGACAGCCCCGCUCACGGCACAAUAAAGCAUGGCUUGAGAUUC